CAGUUGGACGACAUUAUUAGAUAAGCCUUGAUAAUAGAUAUUUAGUUGAUUAGUGUAAAUUGACGAUGUCAGUGUUUGUGUGAUACGAAAUCUAUUGCACGUGUUUUAUUAUUAUUGUGUUUAUCAACUGAAAAUAUGUUACUGCUACUGUUUCUCGCGAGCCCAGUGUUGGGGACGCUUGUGUCCGAGCCCCCGCCUCCUGCACAGCGCGCCUCCGCAUCCCCCGUACUCGCCUGGCUGCCUGUCAGACUCAACCACUUCGAUGCCUCCAACAAUGAUACCUUUCAAAUGCGGUACUACUACAAUGAUGAGUUUGCGAGAACAAACAACAUCGUGGUAGUGAUGGGCGGACCUUGGGCCAUCUCCCCGGACUGGGUGAGCGGCGGUCUGCCGCACCAACUUGCCGAGGAGAUCGGAGCCGGACUUUUCUAUACCGAACAUAGAUACUACGGACAGACCAGGCCUACGAGCGGUACGUCAGUACCGGAGCUGCGGUACCUGACUGUAGACCAGGCUCUCGCGGAUCUGGCGCAAUUCAUCCAGCACGUGCAGAGCGAUCAGUUCCAAGAUGGAAGGUUUAGAGCCGGGCAGGUGGCGCUGGCUGGCUGCGGGCAUGCCGGCAGCCUGGCCACGUGGAUGCAGCUCGCCUACCCCCAUCUCGUCUCCGCCGCCUUUAGCGACUCCGGCCCGCUGCUGGCACACGACGAAUUCUCAGAAUACCUGGAGGUGGUAUGGGAGGUGGUGCGGGCGCAGGGUGGCCCCGAAUGCGUGUCGACGCUGGACGUCGCCAUGGAGCGACUGGUCAUCGAGACGCUCACGCAGGAGGGCGCCGAAAGGAUCUCAAACAUGUUUAACACGUGUUCCCCUAUCGAGGCGUCCAACCCUCUGGACAUAAGCACCUACUUCUGGCGAGGUGUGUUGGAACCCCUGGCGCGCCUCGUCCAGUCCGCGACGUCUGGGGACAUUGCCAGGGCGUGCGAGGUGCUCACAGAUCCCAACGUCCCCGAGCCCACGGAGCGGCUGGCCAAAUGGGUGACGUCCCAACCGUGGACUCAGCCGUGCAUACAGGCCAACUAUACAGCGCACCUGGCGGCACACACCAAUACUAGCUACGACGCGCCUCACUCUGUCGAUCGUCUAUGGAUGUACCAGUCUUGCGUGCAGUUCGGCUGGCACCGGACCACGGCCAGCUUCAACUCCUUCCACAGCGCUGUGGCUCUCCCGUACUUCCGAGCUCUAUGCCGACAAUACUUCACGGACGAUUUCGACGACACUCUUCAGCGGGCAGGCAUAGAGCGCACCAACCUGAUGUUUGGAGGUCUGACGCACAUGCCCGAGGCCGUUGUGUCGGUGGUCGAGGGUCACGACCCCUGGUCGCCCGCGGGGCCGAACGCAACGCACGCGACACGCAUGUCCCCAGUGUACCUGGUACCUGGAGGGUCACAGUGUCGAGUUAUCAGGUCGACAGGUGAGAGCGAGACGCCGCAAGUAGAAAUUGUGAAGCAGGCAGUGCUGCUCAACAUCCAAGAACUCCUCUCGGGCAAGCCGCCUACACACGUGGCCAGCGCAGCCGCCGUCUGCUCUCCUGUAGCAAUCAUUCUAAUUAUAGCUUCUUUAGCUCUUGUACUAUGA
This is a messenger RNA of Papilio machaon (common yellow swallowtail), 1632 nucleotides long. RefSeq names its product putative serine protease K12H4.7. The record is from RefSeq and is a predicted model, not a curated record. The transcript has 11 exons. Bases 136 to 1632 code for a protein of 498 amino acids. Gene Ontology annotation, molecular function: serine-type exopeptidase activity; dipeptidyl-peptidase activity. NCBI's taxonomy places the organism in Eukaryota, Metazoa, Arthropoda, Insecta, Lepidoptera, Papilionidae. Gene Ontology annotation, biological process: proteolysis.